AUGACACUGAAACUAUCGUACGCGUUUCUCUGCGCGGCAGGAUGGUUUUCGGCUUCUGUUCUCAUAUCCAUUUACAACAAAUGGAUGUUUGACGAGGGUCUUAAGUUUGGCUUUCCUCUAUUCAUCACCGCCUACCAUCAGGUAUGCCUUUCAUUAUUCAGUUUCAUAGUCAUCCUCUUACGCCCUAGUCUCCGGCCCAAAUUAUCAGCCGGAGAUAUCGAGUCUCGCCUGUUGGCAAUCCCACUCUAUGCGUUUCUUACCCAGAUCAUUCCUUGUGCGUUGGCAUCAGCUGGAGAUAUUGGCUUGAGCAACGUCUCCCUCAUCUUCAUUCCUUUGUCGUUGUACACGAUGGUGAAAACCUCCAGUUUGCUUUUUGUGCUAAUUUUUGGCCUUUUGUUUCGCCUAGAGAAGUUCAGUUGGAGAUUGGUUCUCAUUGUCGUGGUGAUGUGUGUGUCCGUGGCCAUGAUGACCAUGAAACCCAGAUCGGACUCCAAACCCGAAAAUCCAAAUCAUUCGUUUGGAGUUAUGCUCAUUCUACUCGCGUCUGCAUUGCUGGGUGUCAGAUGGUGUUUUACACAACUUUUAUUAAAGAAAAAUAAGUACACCAGUAACCCCAUCCUCACCAUAUUCUACCUAGCCCCAGGAAUGGCAUUAUUUCUAUUUGGCAUGGCGUUGAUAGUUGAGGGAUGGUCGAAUUUUGUGUCCCUGCCGGUGUGGGAAGAAAAGGGCUUUUUCGGAACCAUGCUUCUCAUGACAUUUCCCUCGGUGUUAGCAUUCGUCAUGAUGGUUUGCGAGUUCCAGUUACUCACACUAGUUCAGCUCUUGACUUUAUCCAUUGCCGGCGUUGCAAAAGAACUAUUCACAAUUGCCAUGAGUGCACUAGUGUUUGGUGAUAUUCUCAGCGUCGUGAAUGCCAUUGGCCUUUCAAUUACCAUCGUUAACAUUCUAUGGUAUAACUAUCACAGAUAUACAGAGAAUGUCAAUGACACUGAAAACAAAGAUUACAUCUCGGUCUCUCAAACAGAAGACUCAGAGGACAUCGAGCUACAGACUCGUUAA
Australozyma saopauloensis is the source of this 1059-nucleotide messenger RNA. RefSeq lists its product as uncharacterized. NCBI's taxonomy places the organism in Eukaryota, Fungi, Ascomycota, Pichiomycetes, Serinales, Metschnikowiaceae. The transcript has a single exon. Gene Ontology annotation, molecular function: antiporter activity. The coding region runs from base 1 to 1059 and encodes 352 amino acids. The record is from RefSeq and is a predicted model, not a curated record. Gene Ontology annotation, cellular component: cis-Golgi network; endoplasmic reticulum-Golgi intermediate compartment; Golgi apparatus. Gene Ontology annotation, biological process: UDP-glucose transmembrane transport.